Tricharina praecox is the source of this 591-nucleotide messenger RNA. RefSeq lists its product as uncharacterized. The annotation marks the transcript as partial. Lineage: Eukaryota; Fungi; Ascomycota; Pezizomycetes; Pezizales; Pyronemataceae. The record is from RefSeq and is a predicted model, not a curated record. The transcript has a single exon.
CUAGACGACGGUGACACGGUCGUACUAAUGGUAUUUUUGUCCAACGCAAAACACCUGACCAACUUCUCCGGUGACAAGAAGGUGUGGCCGGUACAUAUGACGGUCGGGAAUUUGUCCUUCACCAUCAGGAUGGCACCAGGCCAACCCGGCAUCCUCUUGAUCACUCUCCUCUCACUCCCGGUUAAGAUGCGCGAAGUUCCCACCGGGCAAUACAAUGAGCAGAAGGAACACAACCGGAUGAUGCAGCAACACGUCUUGCGCCACAUCCAAGAGCUACUAAUAGAUGCGGACCGCCGCACUUUCUAUGCACAGUGUGCUGAGUGCUACUUCGGGCAUUAUGUUGCAUCGCUGGACGGCUGGAUUGCCGACUACCCAGAGCAUCGAGAUCUCUAUAACAUCAGCAACGGCUUUUGUCACUGGUGUGAAUGCCCACGUGGGGAAAUUUGUGACUAUCUUGUCAACCCUCAUGGACGCCGGGACCGUACCAUUGAAAGGGCGCUGAAUGACAUAAACACCCUGGAGGCAAGGGAAGUCUCACGCACCACAACGUCCACCCGGGUUCCAACUUACUAUGGCUUCGCGACUGCAUGA